GUUCGUAACUCGAGGCGGAGUUCGCAAGUAGAGGAAAUGGCACGCUUAAAAAGGCAGUUUACUGAACUAUUGUCUGACAUUGGGUUUGUGAAAGAGGGGCUCCGAGCCAGAGACAUAGAGCAGAGAUUUUCUCAAGGAGGGGAUGGUGUUCUUGAAGCUACAGGAGAAGAGGCAAAUGCAAAUGCAGAGAAUGUCAAGUUGAUAUCAGCCAUGUUAUGUGCCGCUAUGUAUCCAAACGUAGUUCAGAUAAAAGUACCAGAAAGGAAGUAUCAGAAGACUGCUAAAAUUAAUCCAAAACCUGAAGCAUUGCUGUUUACUACAAAAAACCAAGGUUAUGUUCACAUUCACCCAUCCUCUGUAAACUAUCAGACAAAGCGCUUUGAUAGCCCCUACUUGGUGUACCAUGAAAUGGUAAAAACCAGCCGGAUAUUUGUUCGAGAUUGCAGCAUGGUGUCCGUGUAUCCACUGAUCUUGUUUGGAGGAGGCCGUGUGAACAUGCAGCUCCAGAAGGGGGCGUAUGUUGUUUCCUUGGAUGAUGGGUGGAUUCACUUUGUUGCAGCCUCACGUCAGGUGGCAGAACUAGUGAAAGAACUUCGCAGUGAGCUUGACCAGUUACUCCAGGAAAAAAUUAAAAACCCCAGCAUGGAUCUGUGCACUUGCCCUCGAGGAUCUCGUAUUAUCAGCUUGAUUAUAAAACUUGUGACCACACAAUAGCAUUAGUUAGUGAGGAUGGCUUUCUUGUAAUGUAAAUAGCAGAAUGAAAUGUACCACUGGCCAUUGUACAGCUGUUUGGAAGCCUAAAGGAAAGUAAACAUCCAAUUUAAAAAGCCUGCUUUUUAAGUAGCCCAAAAUAAGCAGUUUUAGAAUCAUGAUAGAAACUGAUACAUAUUUACACAAGGAGCUUGUACAUUUAAAAUAAAAUUUAAACUUUCUUUUAAGUUAUCCUUUUGCGAAGCAAGGAAUGAGAAGCAAGCAUUCAGAAGAUAAUUCAUAAAGAGAUUCCACAAAAAUUCAAUGUCUAAUGAGUCUUCUCUCAAUACUUUUUCUGUCCAAUAAAGGAUUAACUCUGUGACAAUCUGGCAGUAUAUUAAUUUGUCCUUGCCCUUCCCAAAAAGGAAGUGCAUGAAACUUACCAUAGCUAUGGUUUUUACAUUAUUCUGUGUCCUAAAAUAAAUCCUCUCCAGUUUCAGUAAAUUUGCAUCUGUUUUCAUUGACUCAAAUAGUCACUGUAGGAUGCUAGAAUUCAAAUAUGGUGGUACAAGUUAUGGAAUAAUUUUAGCAUAAAAUUGGCCUGGGCUUGCAAGACCACAUUCAUUACUUUUUCUCAAAGCCAAUAGAUAUACAGUAUUACAGCCUGAUGAUGUAGGCUGUAUACAUUAUAUAAAUAUUGUAAUAAAUAAAGGAAUUCUCAAAGCCAAUAGCUGUCAUUCUUUUUUUUCAAGAAAGUAUUUUGUGUUUGAAACUGCUCAAAGCACUGUUGUCUGAUUUGUGGAAGGUGGUAGGGUUUUUUUUAAGAAGGAAGUGUUGCCAAAAUGAUGAUGAAAGGAUUAAUGUUACAUCCAUUAUUAUCCAUGCUACCUCCUGAAUUUUUGAGCAUGAUUCUAUCCAGGACAGAAAAGCGGCUGAGAAAUUUAAGUAUGAUAAGACUUAUUUUAUGAUCAACUCUAUCUGGGAGCUUAGUAUUAA
Messenger RNA from Python bivittatus (Burmese python), 1686 nucleotides. Lineage: Eukaryota; Metazoa; Chordata; Lepidosauria; Squamata; Pythonidae. The record is from RefSeq and is a predicted model, not a curated record.